AGGUUGGUGUGACAGUGUUUGAAUACCAGCAGCACCGAUGUCCAAUCCAGGUUAGCUCCUUCCUCCUCCCCGUCGAACCAGUCCUCCCUCUCCGCCCACUGUUAGGCAAAUGGACGCGUAGAGAGCAGCAAGCCGGGGAGUAUAAAUGGGACGGAGAGCCGACGACCGCCUGUAAUGCUGCGCCGGGUGCGGCAGUCUUCUCUCCGGCAGGUGCUGUUUCUGAUGGCCCGGAGACCAGGGCUGCUCUGCGGGGCUGUGCUGCUCGGAGUCCUGCUGGUACUGGCCGUCAAGUUCACAUGCAGCCGUGCUAAGGAUGUGGUGGCAGCAGCUCGGCCUCCGGUGCGGUUCUUCUCUGCCGAGGCCCCGAUAGUGGAUCUCUACUUGGGUCAGCUAGACCAGGUGGAGCGGCUCCGCAGCGUGGCAGAGGUUUCUCUCAUCUUCUUCUAUGCACCGUGGUGUGCUCACUCCAUGGCUGCCAGACAGGAAGUGCAGCAGGUGGCUAAGAAGCUCGCUAAGCAGGUGCAGUUUGUAGCCGUUAACUGUUGGUGGAAUCAUGGGAAAUGUAGGAAGCAAAACCGCUUCUAUCAGUACCCCAUCAUCCAUCUGUUUUAUAGACGGUUUGGGCCUAUAGAGUACAAGGGUCCGUAUGUAGCUCCGUAUGUGGAGAGUUUUAUCCUCAAAGUCAUCACACCGCUCACUUACCUCCCGUCGAGAGACACACUCGAAGAGUUUCUCUCCUAUCACGAGCCUCGAGUGGUGGGCUUCUUCCAGUUUAACUCUUCUCCUCAGCCCCCAGGAUAUGUCACGUAUCUGUCCUCUGCCCUGCAGGCCCUCAAAAGGGAUUACCGUGGUGUCGUACGUUUCGGCGUUGUGACCAACAAACAGGUGGCAGAGGCCAUCUCUCUUAAAGAAGAUGAAACAGUUUAUCUCUACAGGAGAUUCAACUCCCCAUUGAUUUUCCCUCGAAGGGAACGCAACUUCACAUCAGAGGCCAUAUGUAGCUGGGUGUUUGAACACCGUGAGAAUGUCCUCCACUGGCUGCAGCCUCCAGGAACAAAGUCCCGUCUCCUAGAGCACGAGCUGACUAAAGGUCCGGCUCUGCUGCUGUUCCUGCCACACAACCCACUCGGGACCAAACCCAACCCAAUACUACAGCAGAUUGCAGACAUUGCUGUGCGUUAUCAUUCCUGUGACACUAACCCCUCCAGCUCAGAUGAAACCUUCCCCUCCCACUUGUGCUGCCAGUCAGUCCCUCUCCCAGAAUUGAGCACAAGUGUGUGUGAGGUCUGCCUCAGUCUGUCACCAUCAAGCCUGACCAGCUCCUCUGUGCGCUGCUCCUUCUCCUCCUCGACUCAGGGAGGAGAUGUGUUUCAGUCUUAUCUCCAACACUGCUGCCUACACCGACUGCCUGCUGUGUCUCUCAAAACCUCAACUUCCGUGGGCUGCAGCAACUUCCUGAGCAGCUACAGCCCGUUCAAUCAAUACAGUGCCUGCUGCAGAGAAGUAGAACCUCAACUCAAUGAAUCACAAGCCAAAGAGGAGCCGGACAUGCAAACGGCUCCCCUCACUCCUCCAUCUUCCCCCACUGCUCCACCCUCUCAGGAGGGAGGAGAUGACUUCACAGGGCUGCGCUGUCAGACCAACCGGACGCUCAGGUUCUACCUGCUGGACGUGGCUCUGAACUGGCCUCUGGCGGUGAGGCUCGGAGCCACGGGGAACAGAAGUGUUUCUCCUCACCGUGACGCCGGAGCACCGGGAGACGGGUCGUUUGCAGUCAUUGUGAACCUGAGGGACGAGGUGCAUUAUAUUCUCCACCGCAGCCCAGCAGCCACGCUGACGGAGUCUCUGGAGGCCUUCAUCAGGAACUUCAGCAAUCCUCACAGCCUCCUGCAGAGACAUUUGGUGGGAGAAGACGACCGGAAAGUUUGGGAGGGGGAAACUAAGCAUGCAGACACACAGCAUCGACCACCCCCUCGCCUCCUCAUCACUGAACUGACCACCGCCUCCUUCCUGCCCGCAGUCAUGGACGUAGAGAAGGAUGUGCUGCUCUUCUACUACACUCAGUGGUGCGGGUUUUGCUCCGUUCUCAACCACAUCAUCAUCCAGCUGGCCCGGCUGUUACAGGGAAACAGCUCCAUCACCGUGGCCAGGGUGAAUGUUGCCCGUAAUGAUCUUCCAUGGGAGUUCAUGGUGGAUCACGUCCCCUCUAUUCUGCUCUUUCCUAAAUACAGAAAACAUAAUAGUGUGAAGUAUCCCGACGACUUGCCCAUCACGUUACCCAACAUCCUUCACUUCCUGCUGCAGCACUCUGGCUCUGUCCAGCAUGCAAACAAACCCGGGUCAACGUCCAGCGACGCAAAGGGAGCGGAACAUAGCGCCGUCCUCCGAACAGAGUUUCUGGCCCUGCAGCGAGAGGUUCAGGCGCUGCGUCACGCCCGCGAACGCCUCUCCCAACAGCUGGCGCAGCUGUGGCGCGACAACCGGCGGCUGACGUUCGACGCCAUCGCGCUGGAAGCCCAGAACUCACAGCUGCAGAGAGAGAGGAUCAGCUUGGAGGAUCAGCACCGGGAGACGAGCCGGCAGCUGGGGGAGGCGGUGAGGCGGCUGCAGGAGCUGGUGGACACGUCUGAAAACCUGCUGAACAAGAACACGCUGCUCAGAGUCCUGCUGAGGGCGCUGAAGGACCGGACGGAGACCGAAGAGCAGGCAGAGGGGGGGGAGAGCAACGAGGCAGAACAGAAGAGAAGCCACAUGGCCUCCUGACCAUAAAUCUGCAGGGAAUUCUGAGGAGAGACACAGAGGAGAGGAGAGAGGGCCAGGGAACGCAGAGAGGACUGAAAUAGACGAGAACAAGGCGUGACUAGACCUGAGAUUAUGAGCAAAAUGAAGCCCUCAGUAGGGAGUCGUGUGAAACCCAAGAAGCUACAUGACAUAUUCUGUGUCACGGAACAGAGCGAAUGGGGAUGACAGAGAGGGUCUGUCAGAAGAGAAAGACUGCUGCUAAGUCAGCACAGAAGUAAGGACACACUUAGAGGAGAAGUACUGUGUUUUUCCACCUGGACCCUGUUUCCCCAUGUUUGUGUUUUAUAAAUGAGGACAAUAUUCUUUGAAAUUGGUCCAGUAUUGAGUGAGUGUGAUGGCAGCUGAUACUCAAUAACUUGGGAGUAAGCACUGUCGAUGUACUUCUACUAAAAUGCUUGUUUUAUAACCUACAGGCUCAGACUUUUAUUUGAAGUGUCUGAUAACCUGUUCAGAAGCGCCCACAGAGCAGAGAGAAAUAAAACCGUUUUCUUUACCUUUUUCUUUGCCCCCCCCCCCCCCCAUCAUGUUUGUGAUUGUGACUUGUAGAAAACGGUUGAAACGUUGGUUAAGAAAGGACAAACUGUGUUGUGCUGGACUACAGAAAGCUUGUUGUGUUAUCUCAAAGCUCUUCAGUGUCUCAUUCCUACAAUGUGGACGGGGCCUAACCCUCUGAGAAUAUUUCAAAACAUGACGCACAAUAACAAACACACCCAAUCCAACCCGAGGAGAAGAAACAUACUUCUCUUUUAGGACCUUUCCAUAAUGUUCUCAGACACUUGUACUUGCAUUUUCUACUCUAACUUAAUACUGGACCAAUCGUAGUUCAGUUUGACGCCACAACAUGGGAAAAUAGAGUCUAGGUUGAAAAACACCAAAGGGAACUAAGGUGGAGGAGUAGCAGUGUUUGUCGCAGAGAGGAAACUCCCAAGUUGUUGUAACGAUGGUGGUCUCAUCCACUCAUAGGAACAAACUAACGUGGGAACUCGGUGCCAACUCUGCUUGCAAAUCUUUCAUUUCUGUUGAAGGGUGAAGACGUUAUCUGAGUUAGACUUACUACAGCGACCCUGCAGCCAAAUUCUACAAACUCCCUGAUUUACUUCACAUAUAAAACAAGUACUAAAACAAUGACGUCUCAGAGAAGAGCACGGCUGGCAAUAAGUCAAAGCUGAUAUAUAAAUAUCUAUACAGCUUACAUGGUUGAUUAACUGUAAUGAGCAUUUCCACAGCACUUAUUCCAUCAGUAGAACAACAGAGCCGUCUUUGCCUUACUCAUGAUCAAUGUGACACUUAAGACUCAGCACUUCCUGGUGUUUUUCACAAUAAAAGUCCACAUAUAAGAGAAAGUAAGGAGGAGGUAGUUUCAUGUAUUGUAGUUCAACGUUGUGCAGGCUGACAUGGCUCUGAAAACACAGAUGGAAAUAAUAAUCUGGAAUAUUAUAUUGUGCCAAAAAUGGUUAACAUGUCAAAAAAUGUACUAAGGAAUAUGAGGAAAAUAGGUCACUGAGGUAAAUGAAUGCCUUUAAUACGCUGCUACACACAAAGAGAGAAUACCUUUUAAAAUCAGUUCCUCUACUUACCACUCCAGUACUUCUAAGUAGAUUCCGGUUUAUAAUUUGGCUGCAGGGUUAGAGGACUGAUAAUGAAGCUGAUUUAAUACUGAAGAUGAUCUGUUGGUGAGCCUCAGAGCACUUGAAAUGAUUUGCAAAAACGUUCUUGUUUUUAUUUGAAGGGGAUAGCGUUGUUUUGUUAAACUGAUCUAUUUUUUACAGGAAUCCUUGUGUCACUAAAAUAUGAUUUUCUUUGUAACUAUUCAGGUAUUAAGAAUGAAAUGCUGCAAUUGUUUACAUGUGAAAUAUUGCACCUGUUUUUACUGAUUAAAAAGAUCUUUCAUCUUAAA
Eleginops maclovinus (Patagonian blennie) is the source of this 4699-nucleotide messenger RNA. RefSeq names its product thioredoxin domain containing 11 (gene txndc11). The record is from RefSeq and is a predicted model, not a curated record. NCBI's taxonomy places the organism in Eukaryota, Metazoa, Chordata, Actinopteri, Perciformes, Eleginopidae. The coding region runs from base 175 to 2763 and encodes 862 amino acids. The transcript has 13 exons.